Molecule: messenger RNA, 2575 nt
Organism: Setaria italica (foxtail millet)
Lineage: Eukaryota; Viridiplantae; Streptophyta; Magnoliopsida; Poales; Poaceae
Exons: 4
Coding region: 531-2189 (552 amino acids)
Source: RefSeq, a predicted model, not a curated record
GAGCGCUAUAUCAGAGGGCCUGCAAUUCUCUGCCAUGGCCCAUAGGAAGAUCGUUAGAGCGAUGCACAGUAGCGGCGGAAUGAAUUAACAGCAGCAUCUCUAGGGAGAUUUUCGGCAGAGGUGAUGAACUGCUUCGCCUGCUAUCUCCCCGGGACGCCAGAAAGAAGUGAUCUUUCUCUUCUCCCCUCUCCCUCUCCACCGAGGGGAGAGAGGACUGCUUAAGGCACUUUCCCCACCCCAUCGCCGCCGGAUUUCGCCGUUAUGCGGUGACGCCCUUUGCGUCGACGAGCAAAUCGGCUGCCGGAUGAACUAAGAUUUGCGUUCUGAUGGGAUAGGGGAUGCCCCUGGUCAAGUUUCUUGGGAACCCUCUCCGGUUCUUGAUCCAUGGCGGCUGGUGACAUGUCGAGCUCACCUUUCCCCGGCUAGCUUUGUGUCGGGGGAGUGUUUCUUGGUCCCUCGGGACCUCGUUAAGUUGUUCAUUUAGGGGGAAAUCUGUGGGGCGGCUUAAGGAUUUCUGAUUCGCGGUUCGGAUGGCGCCGGUGGGGGGUGUUGUGGACAUCAGCUCCGAUGAGGAGGACUUCCUCAUCAGCGACGCCCUCGGGUCCAUCGACCCCGCCGGAUGGACGGCAGACCUUUUCGAUGUGGAUGAUGAUGCAACCGGGGAGGAUUUCGAUGACCUCAUGGUUAUGAGUGAGAUAUCUGCUCCACCGGUGCUGCAGCAGACAGCCAAGCCUGAUGACCUUGUGUUUAUGAGUGAGUUGUCCAAGCCUGCGCUGCAGAAGAAGGCCAAUGCUGAUGGUGGUUGUGAUGAGGAUGAUGAUGACUGCGUCGUCCUAGAUGGUGACCCUGAUAAGGCGGUUACCCUUGCCGAUGAGGAGGGUAGCGCGGGAGAUGGCAGCUCGGAUGAAUUGCAGAUAGUUGCGGAGAAAGGCCCGAUAGCAUGCAGGGACUUCCCUCAUUCACGCCAUUUAUGUUCAAACUUGCCAUUCAGCACUACUUCUCAUGCAAAGCAUUGUGGCAUGUGCCACUGUUUUGUAUGUGACGCUCCAGCUCCAUGCAAAUAUUGGGGUAACAGUACAUCAUCUAAUGAUCAUUGCCAUGCUACGGAUAAGGAGCCGAAAUGGAAACUGAUGAGGCAAGUAUUCAGGAGCACCCAGCUGCCAGCAUCUGCUCCAGAAAAACUCCCCAAUGACUUGUACUCAGCAAGGCAUUUUGCAGCCCCUCAAUUGCCUCCGUCUUCUGUAUUGCAUGCGGGUCACCCUCCUCUUGCCAUCCAAAGCCCUCUUCUUAAUGAAGGGAGCCAAAACCAACAAAGGCAUCACUCAGUAAGAGUCUCACUGAGCGUAGGUGGAACAGUCAGUUCACCAAGGGCUGGAAGAGGUACUUGCAAUGCUCAUAUUACUCAAAAUACUCAUUCACGUGCAAUUUUCAAAAGAGCAGGGGCUGUUUCUCCAGGCUUUGCAUCCAAAAAUGCUAGCCAAUUUGGUGCUGCUUGUCCAGAUAAUUCCCUGAUGGACCAGGCAUUGCCGCAUGUAUCUCAGGCAGCUCAUGUGGCACCGACAACCAAUGCUUUCACUGGAACUGCUCAGAACAAUCCUUUCCAGAGAUCUUUCAGUGCACCAACAGCAUAUCAGGUGCAGCAAGGUCAGCCAGCGGCAUAUUAUCAGGUUGCCACAAACGGGAUGGAUGUCAUAGAGCCACAACUUUCGCGGUGCACCUCGCUGAUAACUGAGAGAACACCAUGCCUACCAGAACCAGUAACAGAUGUUGGCACUAAAAGCUGGGAAGACAUACUUGCUACCGUGGCAUCUGAUCUGGGGGUAGCAGAUUACGAUAUCAGCACCACUGAGUCUCCACAUGUAAUGACCGACUCUCAACCUGUGCAUUCCCCAGCAAACCAGGGGUUCAGUCUUCAGCAUGAGUCUGUUGCUGCAAUGGAGAACUUGAUGUCUUCUCAUAUGCAUGACUUAUCCAGUCACACAACAGUUAGCAAUGUUCAGGCAAAUAGUCCCUUGGAAAUAACAGAGAAUUGGGGCAUUAGUGGAAGCAGUCCUGUUCCUAACGAAGCUCGCCUGAAUGAUUUUGCUAGUGCCCCUGCUGAUGUGUUAUCGGUAGAAGCUGCUACUCAUCAGCUUGAGGUGUCAAGGCUGGAAUCUGCAGACAUACUGUUUGAGUUUGAUUGGAGUUAAGCAGUGUCUGGCUGCACUUGCAUUUCAUGGGCACCAUGAAACAAUUGAUUGGAGUUAAGCGGUGUCUGGCUGCACUUGCAUUUCAUGGGCACCAUGAAACAAUAAAAUCGAUGGCACCAACGUGCCUCUCUAGGUUUCCUUCAUAGGAGACAGAGUACAUGUUCCUUGUACAGUAUGUAGAAUCUGUGGUAGGAGUGUCUUGCUAUCUAUGCUGCUGUUAACAUGUCGCCAUGUCAGUCGAACUUGUGUCUUAGCCUCUUUAGGGGUUAGAUGUUACGCCUAGUACGGCUUUAGAUGUUAACAGCUAUCCCCCCUGAAGUUGUGGGGGGCCAGAAUUUCAAUCCUCGUAUUGCUCGUCAUAUAUCUAUGGUUCAUACUUCAUAAUC